Messenger RNA from Penicillium concentricum, 379 nucleotides. RefSeq names its product NADH dehydrogenase [ubiquinone] 1 beta subcomplex subunit 3. NCBI's taxonomy places the organism in Eukaryota, Fungi, Ascomycota, Eurotiomycetes, Eurotiales, Aspergillaceae. Gene Ontology annotation, biological process: electron transport chain; mitochondrial respiratory chain complex I assembly. The record is from RefSeq and is a predicted model, not a curated record. The transcript is spliced from 2 exons. The coding region runs from base 110 to 379 and encodes 89 amino acids. Gene Ontology annotation, cellular component: mitochondrion.
UGUCACUUUGCGGUUGAUUGCGGACUAAGGGACCAAGUUACAGCCCUUUACAUCUUGUUUCUCUUUAUCUCCGUCUUCCAGUAAUAUUUACUUCCGGAUAACUCCCACAAUGCCCGCCCGCAACCCCACAGGUUUCGACCUCGCUCAGUUCAAGGCCGCGGCCUCCCCAUCUUCCGUCUGGGCCAAGCGGGAUCCAUGGGCUCGCAAUGAGACCUGGCGCUACACCGGCCCCUUCAGCAGAAUCAACCGCUUCAAGGGUCUCUUCCCCGGCUUCGGUAUCGCGACUGUCGCUUUCGCUGGCUACUGCACAUACGAGCACUUCUUCAUGAAGGAUGAUCACCAUCAUGGCGACGCUCACCACGGUGACGGUCACCACUAA